Molecule: messenger RNA, 402 nt
Organism: Drepanopeziza brunnea f. sp. 'multigermtubi' MB_m1
Lineage: Eukaryota; Fungi; Ascomycota; Leotiomycetes; Helotiales; Drepanopezizaceae
Source: RefSeq, a predicted model, not a curated record
AUGUACAUCCCAUCAGCCCAACAGAUCAUGACCGCAGGCCUUAUCGCCACCGGCUGUAUGAAAUCAGGCAUGAAGUCCUUGGUCGGCGACGAAGUAUCCUCGGGCAAGCUCCUCGAUUUCGCCGUCGAGAAGUGCAUCGACAAUGACGGCAACCAGCGCUGCAGCGCCCCUUUCCUCGUUUCCGAAUCCAAGUGCUACAAGCUCGAAUGGAGCACUGAGGGGACCGUCAGCCACACGACGGCUGAGGUGCGGGAUGUCAAGAGCGGGGAGAUCGUCUACUACCGCGAUACCAAUGGAGAGUGGACGCCCGAGAAGGGAGAACUGGUUUAUGUUGACUUCAAGCCUAAGGUCUGGAAGACGGGCAAUGAUACUGUGGAUUACACGGUCUCGCUGUGCAAAUAG